AUGAAAGUCUCGCUUCCACUUUUUCUUUUUGGUACAAUUUUUCUUUCUCAUCUUAGUGCGGCUGGUCCAUUGUGGCGCAAUGGAACAAGUAGGAACUUCGUACACGGUGGUGAAAGGAAAAGAGAUAGCGUUACUCCCAUCGCGAUCACUAUCCUACCUGGGACGGUCACUUAUUCGAUAACUAGUUCUACAGUUCAACCCGAAUCCACACCAUUAAUAGAAGGAACUACCACAUCCAGUACGAGUGUAACAGCUCUUUCUUCACAGCCCAUCAGGACUUCAGCGACGUCCGUGGUACAAUCAACAGAAGGAUUAAAGACAACGGAAUCGAAAAGCGCGACGAUCAUCUCUAGCACGUCAUCGAACGAAGAUAAUGAAUCCAAGACGUUGUUGAGCUCUACUACAUCUCUCUCGCAGCUGGUCUCUUCAAUAAUAUCAAGUACAGGAGGUACAGCCCCAGCACGAUCAAGUCAAGUUUCAAAUACUGAAACCAGAGAUGGAAGCAUAAUUCCAACAGCAACAGAGUUGACACUUACUAUUACUCCACCGCUGAAUACAGCUCCCACCGGAAAAUCUUCUACGAAGAGUCAAACAUCAAGCCAGACUACAUCUGAAUCACAAGCUAGUUCUUCCUCUUCGAGCCAGGUUUCUUUGCAGAUUACAACAUUUGCGCCUCUACCCACCACUUUACCUGAGAGCAGUCUUACGGCGAAAACUUCCUCAACAUUAGUAAAUAGUUCAACACUUUCGAGUCUAAAUUCUGUUCAGACUACGACAUUCCCACUACUUCCAACUACCUCUUCAAAGGCUACUGCAACCCCAGAAAGCUCUUCGGGUAAAACUUCCGAGGGGUCUUCCUCAGCAACUUCAACAUCAUUACCGACACUAGUGUCGAGUAUAUCAGUCGCACCAUUCGGUAUUGGAAAUUCAAGCACGGCAGCCACAGGAAUUCCGCAAAGUUCCAGUAAUUCGGGUCCCAGUUCCGAAUUCACAGUUGGUAUUAUAACGGAAGCAUCUGGGGUCACUUCCCAGACUUCCAUAAGGGAAACGCUGUCACCUAUCACGGUUCUAUCAAGCACUGCUGGAGCCUCAAGUUUAGUGGAGAGUGUCUUGUCGACGAAGGAGACUUCAAAGGUUACGGCUCAACCGCAGAGCACUAUUGCACAGACUAGUACGACGGUGACUCGGGCGCCAGUCUCUACCACAGGAGCAUCUGAGCAGAGUAUUAUUCCUCAAACCUCAAUAACGGAAGAUUCGUCUCAGGCGACAUCGGGUGAUUCUCUGCAAACUACAUUCGUAUACGUAACCACGGUAGUUCCAUCUUCUACUCUUGGAGUUAUCCUAACCUCUUCAUCUUCAUCCACAACCUCAACUUCAUCUAUACAAGUAAAAACCACAAAGCUUAACUCCUCUACAUCAUCAUUCUCCUCAGCGGCAACAACUAUCAAGACAUCCGAGGUCUUUACAAUUACCGCGUCUUCAGAGCCACAGACUACAAUUUUCCCCGGGCUACCCACCACACAACCUGCUAGCACAGCAGAAAUCUUCAUAACAACCGUAACACCUUCAACAAAAACAAGAGAAUCAUCUUCUAGCACCACAAAAACACCUACAUCUACACCCUCUAUCACAAAGACCACCAUUCAAGAAUCUGUCAUCGCACCUACAACCCAGAGAACCACAGCCGAUGUCCCCAAAACUACAGAAAUAGCCAGCACUAUAAUCAUCAAUGUAAACACUGCAGAAUCGAAUAAUGGGGCUGUAACUGCAUUAACUAUUAUUCCCGUUACUGCUGGAUCCGGCUCUAAAUCUAAUUCUGGAUCUGGCAAUGACGCUCCCAAAACCACAACCAGUGAUGAAAAUGCAGAGACAACCACAUCCAGGAUCAUCAUCAACGCCAGUCCGACAGCUACCACGACAGCCGGAGGUAAUGGUCUAGCACAGACUACAUCUUCUCCUUUACCCAUUUCUUCAACUCCUGUACGCACAUCUACGACUGAGAUAGAUGAUGGGCUGAAAACGACAACGUUGAGUAUCUCGCCACCGAGAGAAACGAGUAUUACGAUUGCUACUGCGCCUGCGCCGACGUCUGCACCGGUAGCGACGAGUACGAGCGCAGCAGGGAAUGUUUGUUUGGGGGUGGGAGGAGAUGGGAAGAUUACUAGUAUGAGUAGUUGUGUGGGUGGUGCGACGGAGACGGAGACGGAGACGGUGAGUGUGAGUGUGACGAUUACGGCGAGGGAGACGGUUACGGUUAGGGGGUAG
Messenger RNA from Botrytis byssoidea, 2265 nucleotides. RefSeq lists its product as uncharacterized. The coding region runs from base 1 to 2265 and encodes 754 amino acids. Lineage: Eukaryota; Fungi; Ascomycota; Leotiomycetes; Helotiales; Sclerotiniaceae. The record is from RefSeq and is a predicted model, not a curated record. The transcript has 2 exons.